CUCUCCUCUCUCUCUCUCUCUCUCUCUCUCUCUCUCUCUCUCGCUCGUAUCCGAGAAUCCAUUCGUAACCCUAAAAGCUAAGGUUUUCCCAGCUUUCGCACUCGAAUUUUGCUCAAGCAGCUUCGAAUUUUGUCGCUGGGAUGAUCUCUUAAGCGUUACCCUCGAAUGAUCUUCUUUUCCAUAUGUUUUUUUCUGGAGACGCCGCGGUGUUCCAAAGUCGAGCUGAUGAAAGGUCGUUUCUCCUGAUUUUCGACUGAGAUAAGGAAGUAUCAUCUGUUCGGGCUGCAGUAUUAUUUUUGUUUGGUAAGAUGGACGAGAGUAUCAUGGGAGCAUGUAACAGUGGAAGAAGUGAGCCAACUCUUGUUGCCAAUUCUACAAUAUCACUCACUGAAUUGAGAUCCAGUGAGCAUGUUACUGAGAACGAUAAACAAGAUGGAGGAAGGUGUACUCACUUCUCAAUUCGUGGAUAUGUUGCUGAAGUUCGUAGAAAAGACAGGAAGAUUUGUUGGCCAUUUCCAACAGUUGGUGACCAAACAGAAAUGCUUCCUCCUUUGCAAGUUCCUGAAUUCAGAUGGUGGCGUUGCCAAAAGUGUCUGCAGAAAUAUGAUGCUAAAAAUGCUCCAACAGAAAAUGGAAUGCUUACCAGUUUUUGCAAUACUGAAACAGGAGUUGGUCCAUGCUGCACUGGAGAAAAAAUUACAAGAGAAGGCAAACUUACUAUUACUUUCAAGAUAGACAAGCAUGAGAACAAUUUAUCUUCCACAGAAACUGCAACUGCUCAUGAGAAGAAUGAUUCUGAAGCUGCUACUCUCAAAUCAAAGAGUGAUGAAUUUCAUGAGCCAGGCUAUAAAAGGAAUCAAGUUAUUAAUGUUGGAUUUGAUGUCAGAAACUGUAAAUACACGAGCAAGGAUUCCAAAGAAAUCUGUAACAAAGGAAUGCCAGAAUUAUGCAGCAUCAACUUAACUAAGAUGAACAAACAAUAUGGGGACACGAUAAGAGAUUGUGGAACAUCCAAAGUAGUAGAUUUGGACAGUAAGAAAAAUGAGGCUCCAAAUUCUGCCAUAGGUCAGACUGAAAAACUUAAUCCUUUGGAACUGGGUGAGAGUGACUAUGAGUACUCUGAAAAUGAUGAGAACUUACCUGGAAAUACCGGGGGUAGAGGUGGAAUUUUGCAGAGAUGCAAAACAAGAAAGGUGCGCUUGUUAACUGACAUAAUAAGAAGUGAGGUGUUGGCUACAUCAAAUAAAAUUUGUAGCUCCAAGAGAAAUGCAAGAAUUGAUGACAACAAGGCAGAAGGUUUGCAGUAUAAAGCAACAACAGAUGCAUCUUCUGAGGCAGCUCUACUUCCUGGAAUCAAAAACCAAGCUGCAUUCCAAAGAAAUGAUAUAAAGGAUGUGCUGGGUAAGAAAAAGAAAAGGAAGAUGCCUUCAGAUGAAGAUAUGGAUCCUUCCAGAAUGAUCUGGCCCAAGGCUACUCGUCAAAAUGUGAGGAUCUUUCAAGGAAAUGCAGAAAUUAAACAUAUUGAUACUGCAUUUGGUAAUUCUGAAAUGGUAUCCGAUGCAUCCAUCAGGAUGGAUUCAUAUCCUGAUUCAAAGGUUUAUUUGCCCAAAUAUAGAAAUGACAAAAAUAUUAUGUUGGAUAAGAAGAAAAAUAAGAUGCCUAAAGGAAAACAGAGGCAGCCUUCUUUGGCACCUUGGGAUGUGAAUGUUCAGAGGGAAUUUCAGAUUAUGAGGGAUCUAGGUUUCAAGUGCGGUGGGACUGAAACUUUUUCCCCUAAAUCAGCAGAAGAUGCAUUUUCUGAGAGAGAUGUGAUGGCUGGUGAAUCUGGCCUCCAAAAUUAUGUGGCUCCACAAAACAAUGGUGGAAAACAUAUUUCAAAUAAGAAUAAAAAUAAGAUGUCUCCAAUUGAUGGAAUUUCUAGGAAUGAUGCAACUGUUCCUUUUAAAUCUUCCCAAGGUGUACUUGCUACAAGAGGUGGACAUUGCAGUAUCAAUAGUGACAUAGCAAUCCAUAAAAAGGCUAUUGUGAGUAAGAAGCAUGAUAAUGCACCUUUUCUUGAAGAUGGGGGCCCUUUCAAAACAUGCCAGUCAAGGGAAACAUCCAAUACUUGCAAUUAUGAGAAUGCCACUGAGGUUCAAAGGCUUCCAAACCUUCCAAUGAGUGAGUGUGAUCAAAAGGCUGACAAAAUGAAUGAACAGACAACUUUAGAUGACAUUCCCAUGGAAAUUGUUGAACUCAUGGCAAGAAAUCAGUACGAGAGACGUCUCUUUUAUGCCAAGGAUGCUGCUGAAGCUCCUGAGCAUGUGGCAUUGACAUUACUGUGUAAUAAGAGUUUUCUCAUGCAAAGCCAAUCUAGCAAUGCAGGGAGUGACACAUAUUCCAGAAGUGUUGAACCAACAAAAUCUGAUGGCUACUCUCCUCAUGUCAAUAGAUACAACACUAUCCAUUUAGAUAUCAGACAACCAGAAAAUGCUUGUGCCUCUAUGAGGUUUACUGCAUUCGCAGAGUGUCAAGAGAAGCUAUCAAGUGGAUACCAAUAUCCUUUAAUUGGUUCUGGGAGAAACUGUCAUACUCAAAAUUGCAACUGGAGUCAGAACAUACUGGGGAAGAGGUGUCUUGGGUCUUGUUUUCAGCCAAUAAAAGCACAUGGUAUGUCUCAAAGCUAUUUCCCACAAUAUUCAUGCAAGGAACAACACCAUGCUUGGUCCUCUGUAACACCAAAUAACACUUCUUUUGGAAUUAAUAGUCCUCAGGAAUUUCUCACUGAAUCAAGUAACUUAAACAUGGUUUCUCAGUAUGUGGGGUCACUAUCCAAAGGAAAUUUGAACAGGAAUCAUGGCCUGAAUCUGAUAGAUCAAAAUGCUACCCAUCUUCAAAGGCAGAAAGGGGGCUCUGAUACGGGGAUAAGGAAGAGGUCACAUCUUGCUUGCACAGAGAAGGGAAAUGAGUAUCAUUCAAAAAUGAUAAGGCCAUUGGACCUAUAUACUAAUGAAACAAUAUCAGCAAUGCACUUGCUCAGACUUAUGGAUUCUGGGGCAUGUUCAAAUACAACUGUUAAUAUAGAUGGCAACCUAGAGAAGUUCCCUGAAAGGCCAUUCAUUCCCCAUGAUCAUCUUGACAAGGAAUUGUCUAGGGUAGAAGUUGGGAUAUCCAAGAGAAAUGAGGCUUCAAUUCACGAACCUUCAUAUGAUUACUUCAACAAAAGUAACUAUUCAGAUAAAUUCUGUGAACAUUUUUGUCCUGCUUACAUGGUGGAUAAAUAUAGAGAUUCUAGGACUCCUGAGUCAACAGAUGGAAUUGUGACUAAAACUCCAUCUCACUCCUUUAAAGUUAAAGAUAAGAAGGGAAAAAGUCCUUUCUCUCCAGCAGAAACAAGAAGCCUGAGAUCACAGAGAUGCUCCUCCAGAGAUGAUAUAUCUAGAAAAAUACAUGGAUGUGUUCCUGCCAGUGAUCUGUCAAAAGGGUUCUUAUCUUCAGAUUCUAUGCAAUUUCAUGUACAUUCUCAGGUUGUAGAAGGUUCAACUAGGCAUGUUGAACUAGAGGUCAACAAGAACGAUAAACCUAUUUCACCUGUGGAAACCAUUUUCCAAAUCGGUAUUUGUACCAUUAAUAGAAACCCAGCUGAUUUUACUGUACCUGAAGCAGGAAAUAUUUACAUGAUUGAAGGCAGAAAUCUACCUUGUAGAAAAAUAGCAUCUGGGGAUAGAGCCAACCUGAUUACUCUGAAUGGGCAGAAGAGACAGAGAAUGGUGAAGCUCAAGGCUAUGCCGGAUCAUGUACACCGUUGAAGUUCAUGAAAAUGCAGAGAUGCCACAGUAGUAUUGCUGUGUCCAUAUGAACAUCUAUUGACUGAGAAUUACAUCUGUCGACCAACUCUGGUUAGCACUACAUGGCAUCAGAAUUGUAGUAGAUAGAAAUCCCUUAUUUUCCACUUCAGGGGCUUUCUUUUGAUCCUUUGUCAAUAUGAGUCAUCUAAAUGUUAUUGCCAACUCUAUAAGAGGAUGGGUAUCAAAAUACAACUUUUUAUCACACAUACAACAUAUGUAUCACACUUGGAUCAUGCGUUCUGAUUCUUAAAUUCUUGAUUCAUGGAGAUAUUGCAGGUCCCUAGCUGCAAAAGGCAAGUUGUGGCAAAGAAGGUAGGAUGAAACCUCAACAGUUCUCAUUGGUUAUAAUGUCUCUUGGAUGGUUCUUCAGUGUUCUGAUCAAUUCUGGUUGUCGUUAGUAGGAUCUCCUGAUGUUGCCUGCCCCACUGAUCGCACAGGGAUCAGCUACUUUAGAACCCAUGGUGUGAUAUUCUCUAGUCCAAAUAAACACUUAUAUUUGUAUAUUUAUGCUACCCUUUCCUCGUCCAAGUACAACUCUGCAAAGGUGAUUUUAGUUGUAUCUUUUCUAGUGUCAAAACUUCAUUAUAGUUGCCAACUCAACAGAGGAACAGAAGUUGCAAGUAGAUUGUAAAUAUGGAGUCUUUGGAUGAGUUGGAAAUAAUGCCGUGUAAGCAUAACUAGAAAAUUGGUUUUAAAGUGAAAUGUAAAUUGAAUAAUA
Nelumbo nucifera (sacred lotus) is the source of this 4545-nucleotide messenger RNA. RefSeq names its product protein EMBRYONIC FLOWER 1-like. Gene Ontology annotation, biological process: negative regulation of flower development; negative regulation of DNA-templated transcription; shoot system development. NCBI's taxonomy places the organism in Eukaryota, Viridiplantae, Streptophyta, Magnoliopsida, Proteales, Nelumbonaceae. The record is from RefSeq and is a predicted model, not a curated record.